Polychytrium aggregatum is the source of this 2472-nucleotide messenger RNA. RefSeq names its product Oxidoreductase, molybdopterin-binding domain-containing protein. Gene Ontology annotation, cellular component: mitochondrion. Bases 323 to 2236 code for a protein of 637 amino acids. The record is from RefSeq and is a predicted model, not a curated record. Gene Ontology annotation, molecular function: molybdenum ion binding; heme binding; oxidoreductase activity. The transcript has a single exon. Lineage: Eukaryota; Fungi; Chytridiomycota; Chytridiomycetes; Polychytriales.
AGGUAACCCCAUUGGUCUCGGCCAUCCACCCUCUGCUGCCGCUCGCUGUGAUCGGCACGCCCUCUCCACCCCGCCCGCCUCGUGGCGCCGAGCCUGCGUCUUCUUGGCCUCGUUCGCCGCCUGUCUCUUGGCUGCGGGUGUUCUCCAUCGCAUUUUCCAGCCGCUUUGUCCAGGCCCAGGCCCUCCUGCCUGUGGCCCCCCGCACUUCGAUUCCUCCUCUGACAGAUAAUUUGGUCGAGCGCGCUUCUGACCCCUCGUCUCCUCUUUGCCUCAUUUCCCUACUGCCGACGCCUCAUAGCCCACGGGCGAUACUUUGCGCCAUAUGGUCAUCUUCAGUCGCCUCGUACCCACGGGGCUCUCUCGGAGAAUCGCCGCAUUCUCCUCUCCUGCUCGCUUGACCCCCUCCAACCUCUUGGUCCGUCGACACCAACCCGUCCAAGCAGCCCUCAAGUACUCGACCCAGUCCCAAGCACCCUUUCCACCUCCGUCUUCUCGCCUCAUUUGGCUCGGCGUCCUCGCCGGCGCCUCGGCAUUGACCCUGGGGUGGUACCUCAACCAACCGCGACUCCACGGCGAAUCCCGCCGAUCGCUCGCUCUCACUGGCCCUGCAUCCUCCGCUUCCGAUUCUCUCGGCACCAAAGCAGAUACUCGUCCAUCGUCCGAGGGCGCUGCCACCGUGCCCGCCAAUGCGCCAUCCUCCCAAGUUGCGGCGGCGGCCUCUGCUGCUCCUUCCGCUCCCACCCCUGUUCCCAGCCUCAACUCGGUCAAGCCCGGGCUGCCCUUUUACACCGCCGACCAGGUCGCUCAGCACGAUUCCAAGGCUACGGGCAUAUGGGUCAUCUCCGGUGACGGAGUCUAUGAUAUCACCAACUUUGUCGACAUUCACCCUGGCGGCGAGCGCAUCUUUCUCGCCGCAGGCAAGUCCAUCGAUCCGUUCUGGAACGUCUUCACCAUCCACCAAAGCCCCGAAACCCGUGCUCUUCUUGAAGAAUACCGCAUCGGCAAUGUUGACCCCAACCACCGGCGGUCUAGCGACGAUGACGCCAAGGCCCUCCAGCUUCUGUUUGCAAACGACCCCGAGCGUAGCCCCGAGCUGAUUGUCCGCGCGGCCAAGCCCUGUAAUGCCGAGACGCCUGUGCAUGGUCUCCGCUCCUUUGUCACUCCAACCGAUCUCCACUAUGUCCGCAACCACCUGCCCGUUCCCAAGAUCGAUGUCGAUGAUUUCCGGAUCAAGAUCGAGGGGCCGGGGAUCCCGGACGACUACUCCGUCUCCCUCGACGACAUUAAACGCAUUGGCAAGGAGGUCGAACUGACGGUUACUCUGGAAUGCGCUGGUAAUCGCCGCAAAGAUAUGCACGACACCAAGCCCACCAAGGGCUUGCUCUGGACCCAGGGCGCCAUCUCCAACGCCGUCUACACCGGAGUCCGCCUGCGCGAUGUCCUGAUCGCUGCCGGAUUCGACCCCACCUCGCCCGACGCCCAAGAGGUUGAGCACGUCCAAUUCACCGGUGCAGAAGGCUAUGGCUCCUCUAUUCCUCUCAACAAAGCCCUGUCGCCAAUGGGCGAUGUCAUCCUGGCCUACAAGAUGAAUGGCGAGGAUCUGCCGUCCGAUCACGGCUAUCCCCUGAGAUCCAUCGUUCCUGGGCACGUCGCUGCUCGCAGCGUCAAGUGGCUCAACGGCAUUGUGCUUUCAGACGAAGAGUCGCCCUCGCACUGGCAACGACGGGACUACAAGGGCUUUGGCCCUUCCAAGACCCUCGAAACGUCCGACUAUGAAAAAGCCGAGAGUAUCCAGGAGAUGCCGGUCCAGAGCGCCAUCACCUUUCCCCUGAUGAACCAGCUUGUUUCCCUCGAUCCCCCAUCGCAAGACUCUGGCCGUGCCAAAACCCCAAUCCAGGGAACCGUCCGUGUCGAGGGGUAUGCUUGGAGCGGGGGCGGUCGCUCAAUCGCCCGAGUGGAUGUCUCAUCUGACGGCGGCAAGACCUGGAUCGAUGCCGAGCUGCUCGAGGGGCACAAGCAACAAACAGGACGCCAUUGGGCCUGGGUUCAGUGGCGCGCAGAUGUCCCUGUCGGCAAGCUCGAUUCGACCGCAGACGACUCCCAGCGCCAGGUCGAGCUUGUUUGCAAGGCCAUCGACUCGAGCUACAAUACCCAGCCUGAGACCCACGACAGCUGCUACAACGUCCGGGGCGUGCUCGUGAGCGCCUGGCACCGAGUCAGCGUGUUGGUUGCGUAGCCGCACGGAGCGGUCUUUGUCCUCCGGAUUCUGAAGCGGAUGCUGAUGCGGAUAGGUGGUAUCGAUGCUGGCGAAGGUCCGGAUUGCCGGACGGGUAGCCAAGGCAAAUCCUGAUCCUGCAUACCGCAUUUUUGUAUGUUUGUUGUUGAUCCAAGAUGUUCGUCAGUACACUUACAGCAUGUUCCAAACAAAACGGGGCUGUACCCCAUUUGCGUUUCUUCAAAUCAACCUUGUCG